Molecule: messenger RNA, 779 nt
Organism: Racocetra persica
Lineage: Eukaryota; Fungi; Glomeromycota; Glomeromycetes; Diversisporales; Gigasporaceae
Source: the annotation of a GenBank genome assembly
CUACAUCAUCUUUCUUUACUCGUAUUUUGAAACAUAAAAAAUCGACAGAAAGUGAAUUGCCAGAUGAUGAUAAUCUUUCAUCUAAUGGCAAAGAUAACCCAAGAAAAUCUACUAAAUGGAUAUUCCUUGCCCCAAAAACUGCAACAAAUUCACAAAGCUCUAUUUCUAGUGGUGCAUCCGGUGACCUUAAUGAUUCAGCAUAUGAAUCAGGUUUAGAAACAGAUUCACCAAAAAAAUCUAAAAAGAAAGAAAAAAAUUUAAAUAUCGAAAGGACAAUAAUCACAGAAUUGAAAGCCGAAGAUGAGGAUUACGAAAAAGUCAAAACAAUGUUUCAAGUUGGACUUCCUAAAAAUAAUAUUCUUGGAAUAUUUCAGUUACAAAUGCCUACUAAACUUUUAAAUAAUCAUGAAGCAUAUAAGAACCAAAUUGCUAAUAGUGCAAAAACCUCAAAAGAUAGAGUAACGCAUAAAAUGUUUCAUGGUACAAAACAUCCUGAUAGUUGUGAUCCUCAACGUUUUAUCAACAAUCGGAAGGCUAAGUUCUGCAAAUCAGGUUGCGGAUUUUGUGGAAUUGCACAAGAAGGAAAUCAAUCCAAAUUUUCUAAUUAUAAUGGCAAAAUGUGGUUUGCCAACAAUUCGAUUACUUCAUUGGGUUAUUGCGGAACUCCUAGUGUAAAGACUAUGUUCGUCAUUGAUGUAAUUGCUGAGCAAUAUCAGGGAAUACUAAUAGUUAGUAAUAACGCAGCAACGAUACCAAGAUACCUUAUCGUAUUUAAAUAA